AUGCGCCCGCUCAAGAAGAUUGUUGCUCCUCCUACUACAGCCUUCAAGACGCAUAUAGCUGAACAGGUAGGCGAAGGCCAGCGUACAGGCAACAGUAAAGACAGCCAAGUCGACGCCAAACCCGAGAAGGGUCGAGGCUUAGCAGAUGGGCCGACGACGCACGAGACAGAUGGGCAAGGCAUCACGCAGGAAGCUGCCCAUGGCACGUCGGCCCCGGCGGGAACGUCCAAGCAGGUGUUAGAAGAUGCGAAGGAGCUCGAUCGACCUACAUCCGGUGCCUCUCGGCGCUCAGGUCAGACGAAGUCUUCGAGUCGGAGCCGCAGAUCGGGCGAGUCGGAGAAGAAACCCACGCCUUUCCCCGCGUUCGAUCCCCCCGCGGAGGCGUUAAGGGGUGAAGGCGAAGAAUCGGAGGACGAAGAGUUUGAAGAUCAUGCAUUUGAUCAUCCGUCCACGUAUGAGGAUCAGAUGUGGGUAUGGCUGCCCAAGGAUACUUUUGGAUUCAGCGAGUUGCUGGUGGAGGAGUUUAAGAAAGCCGGCGUGGAUGCCAGCGAUCUGGGGUCGUCGAUGGAUGCCAAGGGAACCGUAGAGGUCACCCGAAAUCCUCCAGACGAAGAAUGGUCUGGCGGUCAUGAUCGAUGA
Punctularia strigosozonata HHB-11173 SS5 is the source of this 639-nucleotide messenger RNA. RefSeq lists its product as uncharacterized. Lineage: Eukaryota; Fungi; Basidiomycota; Agaricomycetes; Corticiales; Punctulariaceae. The record is from RefSeq and is a predicted model, not a curated record. The coding region runs from base 1 to 639 and encodes 212 amino acids. The transcript has 2 exons.